AUGUAUGAUAAAAGGAUUUCUCAACGAAAAAAUUAUUUGAAACCAAUACCUCAAAAAGGAAAAGUUACUAAAAUACCUUUAAGACAAAAUUUUUGUCGUAAAGGUUAUAAACGUACGCAACAGGAUGUCGUAGAACAUCAAUCUAAAAAUGAGCAUACACAAGUUGUUGAACGUCAAUCUGAGAAUGAGCAACUGGCCUUUGAAUAUCAAUCUGAUUGGAGUGAGUUAGAUACAGGAUCUGAUUACGAUGAUGAUAUUUAUUGGGAAUAUUAUGAUUAG
This is a messenger RNA of Dentiscutata erythropus, 279 nucleotides long. NCBI's taxonomy places the organism in Eukaryota, Fungi, Glomeromycota, Glomeromycetes, Diversisporales, Gigasporaceae. The record is from the annotation of a GenBank genome assembly.